GGAUGUACUCACAUGUGUUUAAAUUGUGUGGAUUAAGAUUAAUUUUAAAAUAUCAAAUCUGCAUAAUGAAAUAAGUAAUAUUGUUCUUAGUAAUAAAAUAAAUCAAUUUAACUUUGAUUACACUUAGUGAGUGUUGAAAUAGUAUUUAAUUGAUCACUUUUUCUAAGUAUUCCAUAUGGAUUACUCGGUAGGAAGCUUAGCAGACUUAAUAAGUGGUUCUAACACCCCAAAUAAACCAAGGGUAAUUAAAAAAGCGGUUAAAAAAAAUAAUCAAGUUAGUAAAAUACAAGAGAGUACUAACUUGGAUAAAACUACCACGAAAAAAUUUAAAAAAGGUAAUACCAGACCGAAACAAAAAUUUAGUAAGCCCAUUCAAAAUAAACUGACAGAAAGUCCUGAUUCUACUAAUAACAAAUUAACUGAAGGUAAAAAAAGAGUGAAAAAUAGGAAAAGGAAAUUACAACUUGAUGCAAGUGAUUCUACCAAUGAAGCUUUUCCUCUGAAAAAGCAAAAGGUAAAUAAAAAUGAGCAAAAUGCAGAAAGACGUGUGAAGAAUAAGAUUAAGGGAGAAAACAAAGUUCAAGAUCCUGCCGAGUUAGAAAGAACAAUAUUUGUUGGUAAUGUACCCAUUACAUGUGAAAAAAAGAAAAUCAAAAAUCAUUUUAAAAAAUAUGGUAAAAUAGAGACUAUAAGAAUUAGAGGAAUACCUGUAGCUGAUUUAAAGACUUCUAAAAAGGUUGCUGCUAUAAAGAAAGAAUUUAAUCCCAAUAGAAGUAAUGUUUAUUGUUUUAUCAGAUUUGCAGACAAGGAAUCGGCAUUAAAGGCAGAAGCUGAAAAUGGUUCAUUGUUUGAAGAACAUCAUUUGAGAGUACAUUCCUGUACAACAGAAGAGAAACCAGAUGAAACUAAAGCUAUUUUUGUUGGAAAUUUAAGUUUCAAUGCUAUUGAAGAUGAUUUAUGGAAACUCUUUGAAUCUUGUGGUCCAAUUUCUUAUGUUAGAAUUGUUAGAGACCAUUACACGGGAAUGGGCAAAGGAUUUGGUUAUGUAAACUUCCUUGAUUCUGAUGCAGUACAGUUAGCACUUGAAAUGGAAAACGUGAAACUCAAUGAUAGAGAACUGCGUAUUUCUCUCUGUAAUUUGAAUUCAGCAAGGAAAAACAAGAAGAAGAAAAAUAAUAAGAAGGCUACCCAACCUGGAGAAAAGAAACUAAAAAACAAGACUAACAGGCGAUCAGAUAAAGUGGCAAAUGAGCCUGAAAAUAAAGUGAAACAGAUAAAUGCUGAAUUUCAGGGAGCAAAAUUUAGCGAUAAGAAAAAACGUAAGGUUAACAAAGGAUUGUUAGAGAAAAAGAAGUUGGUGAAGAAAAUUGCUCCGAAACCUAAAUAAUAAGUAGAUGAAAUUAUUCUCUUAGGAUUGUUUUUUGAAUAUUCAUAAAAUACAUUAUAUGUAUUUCUGAAAAUAUACCUUUAAUUA
This is a messenger RNA of Anoplophora glabripennis (Asian longhorned beetle), 1474 nucleotides long. RefSeq names its product RNA-binding protein 34. The record is from RefSeq and is a predicted model, not a curated record. NCBI's taxonomy places the organism in Eukaryota, Metazoa, Arthropoda, Insecta, Coleoptera, Cerambycidae. Gene Ontology annotation, molecular function: RNA binding. The transcript has 6 exons. Bases 176 to 1387 code for a protein of 403 amino acids.